AGUCAGUCUACGUUGAGGGCGCAGUGAAGCUGGGUGCGAGCAAAAAACCCGUCUCUAUACCGUCGCGCGGUCGUGGUGUGCUUGUUGAACGGAUUUGUGUCUAGCAGCAGCAGCAGCAGCAGUGUGUGGUGUGUGAUACCCGAGACCAGAGGAGAGAGAAAUUAGUAGCAAAACGCAUAAAGCUUGCCACAACACGGCCUCACGAUUGUGGUUGGUUGGCUGGCUGGCUGGCAGUGUCCCGUGUCCAUCGUCUGCGAUGCUGAAGACAUAAUCACAUCCGGCGGAAGUGCCCGGAGCCUCAUUAAAGCUGGUUUCAGUGAGAAGCGGUGGUGGGCAAAUUGUCCAAAAUUGUCAAGCAGCACAGAAAAAAAGGCUUUCAAAGUAUGAAGUAUGAAGGAUAAAAAUGGAUUAACACAGCCAAGUGGUCCGAUCGUGGCUAAGAUAGUGCAGCCUAGUGGUGCUUAUGUGUAAGAGUGUGUUGUAUCCUACCCAUAACCGGGCCGUGUUCGGUGUUCAUCGCGUGCAUCCCGGGAUCCGAUCAGCACUGCCUCCUUCUCCCUCCUUUCUUCCCUCCAACUCACCCCUCCCCUGCCUGCGCUCCCUCGGGCAGAGAAUAUCGAUCAGUUUGGAAUGUAAAUUCGAGAGUGCAAAAGUGCACCACCACCAUAUAGAUAUAAAUCCAGCCAUGUAAGAAAAACCGGAAUACCGUGUAACAGCAGCAGAUGUGUGUGUGUGUGCGUGAUGGUGUUACGGAAGGUAUGAUUGCGGAAUAAUUGCGCUAAACGGGCAGUCCGAACAUGUACGCGUGGGCGAGUGUCCUGUACAGCAGUGCCGCGUGCCUACUCCCCGUCGGUGGAGCUACCGAACCGACCAGAUCGUGGAGUGUCCUCGGUGGAAUCGUGUGAGCCAUAUGUGUGUGUGUGUGCUCAUGUGCGUGCACGUGUGUGUUAGUGGAAGGAAAAUUAAAAUAUAAGCAGAAUUAACGAGCGGUGGAAAAUCGAAGGGAAAAAAAGAACAACAAAAUCCUUCAGGCAACUACAAUCGGCGGAGUUGUAAGUGAACCGGGUGCAGUCGUUCCUUUCAAACGCACAGCAAGUGUUUGCUAGUGUUUUGUGGCAGUGGGUGGCGCUGCUGGUGGAGGUGGAGAGGGUGGCGAGCUGUUUGGUGAGCAGUAUGCUCAUCCGCGGAGGGCCGUGGAGUGGGCACUGUUGAUAAGAAUCGAUCCAAGUGAAUCGAGUGCUCAUCGAGUGUGUGUGUGUGUGUAACGGCAACAUAGACACGCUGGCAACACUGCACACCCGCUGACCGGCCAUUCCCCUGCCACCACGAUGCCCGGUGGACGGAGGGGGCUCGUUGCUCCCCAGAACACGUUUCUGGAAAAUAUUAUCCGGCGUUCGAACUCGCAGCCGGACAGUUCCUUUCUGUUGGCUAACGCUCAAAUCGUUGAUUUCCCCAUCGUGUACUGCAAUGAGGCCUUCUGUAAAAUUAGCGGCUAUAAUCGUGCUGAAGUUAUGCAAAAGUCAUGCAGGUGCGGCUUCAUGUACGGCGAGCUGACGGAGAAGGAGACGGUGGCCCGGGUGGAGUACGCACUGGAGCACCAGCAGCACGACCAGUUCGAGGUGCUGCUCUACAAGAAAAACAAAACACCGCUAUGGCUCCUGCUCCAGGUCGCUCCCAUUCGCAACGAACGGGAUUUGGUUGUGCUAUUUUUGCUGACGUUUCGGGACAUUACCGCCCUCAAGCAGCCGAUCGACAGCGAGGACACGAAAGGUGCAGUUCUUGGCCUGUCCAAGUUCGCAAAGUUGGCCCGCUCCGUGACCAGAAGCCGUCAAUUCAGUGCACACUUGCCUACGCUAAAGGAUCCUACUAAGCAAUCAAAUCUAGCUCAUAUGAUGUCAUUAAGUGCCGAUGUUAUGCCACAGUAUCGCCAGGAAGCGCCAAAAACGCCGCCGCAUAUACUACUGCAUUAUUGUGCAUUCAAAGCAAUCUGGGAUUGGGUGAUAUUGUGUUUAACAUUUUAUACUGCAAUUAUGGUACCAUACAACGUAGCCUUCAAGAACAAGACGUCGGAGGAUGUUUCACUGUUGGUAGUUGACUCGAUAGUAGACGUAAUAUUUUUCAUAGACAUCGUGCUUAACUUUCACACAACGUUCGUCGGUCCGGGCGGUGAGGUGGUGAGUGACCCGAAGGUGAUCCGCAUGAACUACCUGAAGUCGUGGUUUAUCAUCGAUCUGCUCAGCUGUCUGCCGUACGACGUGUUCAAUGCGUUCGACCACGAUGAAGAUGGUAUCGGCUCGCUGUUCAGUGCGCUGAAGGUGGUGCGUCUGUUGCGGCUCGGGCGUGUCGUGCGAAAGCUUGAUCGAUAUCUGGAGUACGGUGCGGCCAUGCUGAUACUGUUGCUGUGCUUCUACAUGCUUGUCGCUCACUGGCUAGCCUGCAUUUGGUACUCGAUCGGACGGAGCGAUGCCGACAACGGGGUACAGUACAGCUGGCUCUGGAAGCUGGCCAACGUUACCCAGAGCCCGUACUCCUACAUCUGGUCGAACGAGUCCAAUGCACCGGAGCUGGUGAACGGUCCGUCGAGAAAAACGAUGUACGUUACGGCGUUGUACUUCACCAUGACAUGUAUGACAUCGGUCGGAUUCGGAAACGUUGCUGCCGAGACGGACAACGAGAAGGUAUUCACUAUCUGCAUGAUGAUAAUUGCAGCUCUCCUGUACGCGACCAUUUUCGGUCACGUUACCACCAUCAUCCAGCAAAUGACAUCGGCCACCGCAAAGUACCACGAUAUGCUGAACAACGUGCGGGAGUUCAUGAAGCUGCACGAGGUACCGAAGGCCCUGAGCGAGCGCGUUAUGGACUAUGUUGUAUCAACAUGGGCCAUGACCAAGGGGCUGGACACGGACAAGGUUCUAAACUAUUGCCCAAAGGACAUGAAGGCCGAUAUCUGCGUCCAUCUGAACCGGAAGGUAUUUAACGAGCAUCCGGCCUUUCGAUUAGCAUCCGACGGAUGCCUCCGGGCCCUGGCGAUGCACUUCUGCAUGUCACACUCUGCACCGGGGGAUCUGCUCUAUCAUACGGGCGAAAGCAUCGACAGCCUGUGCUUCAUCGUGACGGGCAGCCUGGAGGUGAUACAGGACGACGAGGUGGUCGCGAUACUGGGCAAGGGCGACGUGUUCGGGGACUCGUUCUGGAAGGAUUCGGCUGUGGGGCAAAGCGCGGCUAAUGUGCGGGCGUUAACUUACUGUGAUUUACAUGCGAUAAAACGAGACAAGCUGCUCGAAGUAUUAGAUUUUUAUCAGGCUUUUGCUAAUAGUUUUGCGAGGAAUCUAGUUUUAACGUACAACCUAAGACAUCGAUUAAUCUUUAGGAAAGUAGCGGACGUUCGGCGUGAGAAAGAGCUAGCGGAGCGGCGGAAGAACGAACCACAACUGGGCUCUAGUCAAGAUCACCUGGUAAGAAAAAUAUUUUCAAAAUUUAGACGAGCUCAGCAAAAUGCACAAGGAACCAAGGACCAAACUGGUUCCGUUCAAAGCGACGUUGAGAAGGGCGACACAGAUACAGACAAAGGAAAGUUGCCGGCCAAGCUGACGCUCACGGAGGACACGCGGGCCCUCACAGCGGUCGUACCGUCACCGUCGCCAUCACCGUCGCCAUCGUCCGGACCACCGUCGGCGAAGGGUCCGCGGGCCAGCAAGUGGGGCCGGCUGCUGGGCAGCUCCAGUGUCGAUUCGGCCAGCGACACCAGCACAAAGGUAGCCGUGUCUAGAAGUUUAAGUGCACGCGAAAGCUUACGUGAAAGUGCACAAGGUAGAGCGAGCUCGAGCUCGAGUAGUAAUGGCGGUCAAGGCAACAAGAUAUUCCCCAAGACUCCAAAGCUGUCGCCCGGACCGGGGGCAACGCUGGCCCGACAGGACACGAUCGAUGAGGGCGGUGAAGCGGACCACACGCCAGCUACCCGACCACCGGAACGUCCCGUGGUGCAUAUGGAGCGUGAGGUGAAGCCUCCGUCGCUAGAACGGCAACCGACCGAGCGGGAUCGACUGCUGGACACGGCCACAACGGAGCGGGUUCGGGAGCGGGAACGGGAGCGGGAGCGGGAACGGGAACGGGAGCGUGAGCGGGAACGCGAGCGGGAGCGACAGAUGGAGCGCAAUCUGUCACUGGAGCGCGAGCGUCAGAUCGAGAUGGCACAGUCCCGAUCGACGACCUCGGACACGUACGACACCGGGCUACGGGAGCAGCCGUCCACGCUCGCCCAGCGGGAUCUCAUUGCGACGGUCCUGGACAUGAAGGUCGACGUGCGCCUGGAGAUGCAGCGGAUGGCACAGCGGAUGGGUCGGAUCGAGGAGCUGCUGAACGAUCUGCUGGCCCGCAUCCAGAUCGACUCGUCCGGCCAAAGCUCACCGGGCGACAUGCCCUCGGUAGUGACGGCGACGCCCGGGCCCAGCACGUCCGGCGGCGCGCUCGUACCGACCGCGGCACCCAACCCGGGUGCCGGCCCGGGCGCACUAGGCCUUAGUUCGGCGACCGCCGCAGCGAUCGGUCCCGGUGGUAACGGGCUUGGGCCGAUCCUGUUACGCAAGCGGCGCUCCAAAAGCCGCAAGGCGCCGGCUCCACCGAAGCAGAGCCCGGAGCAGACCUGCCUGCUGGACAGCGAGCUCCCGUCCACUUCGGCCACGCGCAAGCGCGAGUUCCUCUAGCCCCGGAUACUGUUGCGCCACCAGGCGGACUAUCUGCCCGAGCAGUAGCACGCUCCAUCCGGCGCUCCUGCACGCCGCGCGCUUCCUCUGUCUCUAGCACGCGCGAAACGUUGAUCUGAGCUGGCCCAGGGAUCGGUGGAUCAGCUUCGCCAGCAUUCCGUAUAGCUAGUAGAACAUUCAUUUCCACGCAGGCGACACUAUAACGGAGCUGGGGACGUUGCGUCUCGGCACCACACCAUUCAUGGCACGCUAUUUGCUAGGCGCUAUCAGCACAGACCGCACAGCGACAAUCGAAGUACGGAUGACACGAGUCCACACAAACACACAGACGCUCGCGCACGUACAGGACCGCUUGCCUUCUUUGCCACCUUGCGUUCGGUAGAGUUUUUCGGUCUGUUCGGUCUUUUCGGUAGAAUUCGGCCACACGUGUAUACACACAGGCACACAUAUCUCUCUAUAUUGUAGGAUUGAGUUGAACGAUCGUGGUUUGAGUGGAUUUGAUGACGCUAGGUUUGUUUUUGCUCACCAUCACCAAGAUGGCCAUGAGCGCCAUUGUUCAGUACACGAGGAGCAAGUAUAGAGCAUAGUAGCCACUAGCAGGCUGAUAGAAAGGGAUUAAGCAAAGGGAUGGCAUGUUUCUAAGUAGUUGGAUUCGCAAAGACGGGCCUGUAGCGCAAUUGUAGAGUUUGUAGAGAGUAUUGAGAAGGAGGAUUACUAGAACGGGCUGGACACGAGACGAUGGUUACUACUAAUAUCUAUACACUCGCACCGACUUUUAUCGGCUAGAAUUUUUAUACACCACUUCUCGAGUUCCGUUCACCCUUUCGAUGCCUUUCUUUUUGGCCCUCCCUUUUUCUAACUAUUUUUCACUUGUAAAGUAAUGCUGGAACCGGACGGAUAAGAUCUGAUCUACAACGCCUGUAAUAGCUCUCAAACUGUUUUUCUGUCCCUAUCUCUCUCUCUCUCUAUCUCCUUCCGCAUGUAUCUGCAUGGUAGUGGACUACACUAAACACAGAAUGGCAAUCAUAGAGUGAGGGCGACUAGAGCAGGUAGCGAGCAUGUCCGUGACUUCAAUAGGAUUAGUGAGACGAGUGACUUUUUUACUGGCAUACGGGUUAGCCGCAAAGUUCUUUGAGCAACUGAAUCUUAGCUCACCUCUGCUGCAGUGCAGGCGCCGCUCGUGCGCACUGUUCACAUAUGGUUUCCAAAGUCGGCGUUCCUUGUCUCCGACUGCUCUGCCAGACACUAUCGAGAGUUCGUUUUUUGCAACCAGGGGCAGCUAUCAACUAUCACUGCGGGCAAAAAGUUUCAGUUGAUGGACAGGCCUGGAAGACUGUUAAUUUUACAAACAACAACACAACAUGCUUUACUAGUCGGCUGGGGUAGAUGCAGCCCGAACGCAUCAUCUCUGCUUUACAACUACUCGCAACUGUCAGCCAACUGUCAAACCACAGUGACACCCGCGGUUUGACAGUUGUAUCGUAGUAAACCGCCAGAUCGGAGUAUACCUUUUCGGGGAAGUGACUUUAUUGCAAUCAUUUUUAUUAGAUGCACUAACACCCACACGCAAACACAUACAAAACAACUAUUUACAUUAAUGGGAGUGGAAUUGAUAGAGAUUACAUUGCGUUACGGAUAAUGGAAUUACAAAACGCGCGCUAGGGCGCCAUUAUCACACUAGAAUUAUCGAAUGUAAGCCAUUAGCUGAGCGCGAUCGCCACGCACGAUGUUCGUUUGUACCGUUUUACUAUUCUGACGCAUGUGUAUAGUUCGGGGAGUUGUUUAAAAGCUAAGGGAGUGUUACGUUCUGCCACUGUUAUAAUGUGUAAGGAAUCAACCAUUUUCUUGCAUUUCAAUCAAAGAUGGAAUCAGUUUUUUUUUUCUUGAACACGUAUUGGAUAUAGAAAUGUGGGAGGUAGUAGUCAAAAUCGUAUAUUUAUCCUUCCUUAGGACCGUACUCUAGUAGCGACUGCGAAACAUGAUGAUUGGCUCGUGAAUGAUUGUGAUGAAAAACUAUUCUUUCGGAUCCAGUAGAUUAAAUUUCUCGUUCCUUUAAACCUAUUCUUAAGAAGCUUUCGUCCGGCUUUGCCGAUGCGACAAACAAUAAUUUUAAACAAUUUUUAUUUAAAGCUUAAAAAAGAUGUCCGCAAACCUACUUUAAAAUUUUUUAUUCGAAACAGUGGUCCAAGUGACCUCGUCACUGCUCACAAAACAAAAAACGAGACCCAAGUAAGCUAUUGUGUUACUCACAUUGCAUACCUGUAGGCGCUUGAUGGUGUAAUUAUACUCUUCGAUCUGCUUUUUUUCGCUAUUAAGGUCUUUCAGGCUUUGUGUUCUAGCACCGUUGAAUCAUUAAAGUACCAAUAAAGGCAAAAAACUAGUCUCUUUUUUGUUGUUAGGUAGAUUAAGAAUAGGCACACCGGUACAGCAACGAUUGAGCGUGCACGUUGCAUACCGUACGGCGAGACUCAGCUAGUAAAAGUAGUGUAAUUAAACUCAAACCAACAACAUUAGCACCUAAGAGAAACAAACUCUCUCCCUCUCUCUCGCUAUCUCUCUCACGCGCUCUCUCUCUCUUUCUCUGUAUAAAUAGCAAAUGGAAGGAUCAAAGUGAAGCAACAUUACAAUAACGCCAUGCAAAGGCGGCGAAUGUACUAUAUUACUCUGAGCGUGAUUCCACACGGAUGGACGAAUUUUAAAUAUUCUCACUCAAACAAACACAAACACACACACAGUAAUCGCCUUAUAUAGCAACGGAAGAGCAAGCCCAUAAUCGUAGGAAAAGUCAUCGCAUCGCAACUGUAUAAUACAAAUGCCCGUUGGGCUCAUUUAAUUAGUGUUGUCAUACACUCCGCGAACACACAACCCCGAAUACCCCGAACUCACUCUGCAGACCAACUUUUAUAAAGCGAUGUUGGGAGUAAGCUUAGGAAAACGGGGUGGAAAAACCCGCUGGAGAAGACCAUGCUUGGUAAGCAAAUAAUAAAUCAAAACCGAUAAUACUGUAGAACUGUAGCAUUUUCAAAUACACGCCUUCUAGGAACAUGCAUUAAACACACACACACACACACACACUCUCACACAGUGAUGGAGUUCUAUUACAAUAAUGAAACUAUUCUUGUUGACGGGUAACUAUACUUGAAGCAUGUUAAUUGGGAAGCGGGAAGCUAAGAUAAUAUCCUAUCUGUCCAUUAGGUCCUGUCAAAGAAAAGAUAAACAAACACACACCUGCAAACGUUCCCUCUCUGGACGUCCUUUUCCUGUUUCCAACCAGUCUCCGUCAAAAAACGGGGGCAAAAAGCAACUGCUUGUGCUUGAUGAUAUACAUAUAUAUAUACACUCAUAUUUAUAUACAUACACUAUCACAAACCAUAAGGAGUGCUCUCAUGCAGCAAGCAAAGAUAUAUUGCAACACAGAAAAUAAAAUAAAAGCGAACAAAAGAAAGAGAGAAGGGAAAGAGAGGGAGAGAGCAAUGCUAUGACGUAAAUCGUACGCUCAAUGUUCAUAACCAUAUUCCGUCAAAAAGAGAGAGAGAGAAAAAGAAAGGAAGCCCCAAACCACAGACAGCGAGACGACUGGCUAGGGCCGCUAUAAACGCGAAGUAAAAAGUAUUAAAACAAAAACCAUAAAGAGUAUAUAAAGCAGACAGAAACAGAGACAGUAAGUAAAGCAGAGAAAUAAAAACAAAACAAAGCAAAUUCAUCUUCUGAAACUGAAACAAUACACUGAGUAGUUAGAAUGAUAAAGUUGUUAACUGCAUGAGAAUCAACACUGCGACACACACGAACGCAACGCAGUAGGCGUUGCUUGUGUAAGGGAAAUCAGUUUCAGUUUUCACAUCCGUUUAGUUCCGUUUGGAUGUUUCCACUGGCAUAAUAUUGGUGCGGGUUUUUUAGACAAAUUUUUCCCUGAAAGUUUCUCUAGUGCUCGAUCGGCAUAUAAGUAGUAGGUGCAUUUUUCCUCACAUUCAUUAAGUCAUAGCAGCAGCAGCAGCAGCAGCGUACAACUAGGUUGUUGCGUUUGUGUGAGUGAAGGCGGAGUUAGUAGCAUUAGCGAGCACGCCGUUUUGUAGGUUUUGAAGCAUCCGUUUAUAGCUCCUUAGUCCACUUCUUGCACCGCGUCAGAUGUUGACUCGAAAUUCUUUCAUUGUGCUUACACAUUGGUGCUGGAAAGGGGGGCGGGUGAGUUAUGUUAAGUGAAGUUUACAAAACGAGUUCACACUAUGUUUUGAGCGAACGAAACGUGUAGUUGAAAAUACGAACGAAGAAAGCGAGCAAAACGGUUGUAACGAUGAUGAACUGAACAACCAUAAAUCUAAAUCACUGUACCAGUUACACUGUGAACCGAUUAGUCAAGAGAAUACAUUCCUUACAUUCAAACUCCAUUCGAAGGUAGAAGAGGGCGAUAAAAGAAAGGAAGAACAGGAGCAAAAGCAAACCACUUGCUACCAUCUAUUUGUAAAUAGUUGCCGCAUCGGAGAGAUGAAACAAACCGAACAGUAAACGAUAAUUGCUAUAAACAAA
This is a messenger RNA of Anopheles stephensi (Asian malaria mosquito), 9227 nucleotides long. It is a transcript of the gene eag, whose product is annotated as potassium voltage-gated channel protein eag. NCBI's taxonomy places the organism in Eukaryota, Metazoa, Arthropoda, Insecta, Diptera, Culicidae. The transcript is spliced from 19 exons. Bases 1329 to 4703 code for a protein of 1124 amino acids. Gene Ontology annotation, biological process: regulation of membrane potential; potassium ion transmembrane transport. Gene Ontology annotation, molecular function: voltage-gated potassium channel activity. Gene Ontology annotation, cellular component: membrane. The record is from RefSeq and is a predicted model, not a curated record.